CAAAGGACUCGCACGGCUACGGCGCGACGGCACGGCUACGGCGAGCCAUCACGCCUUGUCGCCUCGCCGCCGCCGGUGAUCUGGCCUCCUUGAGCGCCGGCACCAGAUAGCCAUCCCCAUACCUCCCCUCCCCUCCCCUCCCCUUCCCGUCGAAUCGGCGCCAAGAGGAUGGCGUCCCGGUGGGGCAGCAGCUGCGCGCUCUGCGAGGGAUCCAACCUCCCCUCCUGCUGCGCCGCGUGCGUCAACACCAGGUUGGUCGAGUACCACACGAGGCUGCGCAUGAUGAGGAGCCUCCGCGACUCCCUCCACUCCCGCAUCGCCGCGCGCCUCGAGGCCAAGAGCAAAGCGGAAGAGCAGAGGACCUGGAGAGUUAGCAAAACUCAGGAUAUCAAGGAGUUGAGGGAUCGGCUUACUGAAUUGAAGAGACAAACUGAGAUAAAGAAGACCAAGGUCAGGCAGGCAUCGAGUGAUCACAAGGCACAAACUGCAUUGUUGAAUUUGGCCUUUGUCACGCUGAAAAAGAGGCGAGGUGAUGCAACGAUGAUGCACACCAACGCCAUGAAAGUCGCACAGAUGCAUCUCAUGACAACCACCUCAGAACGUUUGAAAAUGCAAUCAAAAGCUAUAAAGCAACUGUGCAGGUUGUUCCUGGUGCAACGAGUUAUUAAAGAUGGAGAAAAGAAAGACGGCUACAGUGGCCCAUACGAUGCAAUAUGCGGAGUUCGUCUUCCUCGUGGUCUCGAUCCACAUUCUGUUCCAUCUGAAGAGUUAUCGGCUUCAUUGGGAUACAUGUUACAACUCGUCAACAUUGCAGUUCGUAUCCUAUCCGCACCUGCUCUUCAUGUAUCAGGAUUUGGGGCUUCAUGUUCACAUAUAUGGCAGCGGAGUUCCUACUGGAACACACGACAGUCCCAGAGCAAGGUUUACCCACUUUUUGUACCUAGGCAAAAUAUUUGCUCGGAUGGUGAGGAAAAUUCAUUGACAGGAAGUGAUUCGGGUAACUUUGGUGUUGACUCUGUGGAUUCUGUCAAGAAACCAUCUUUUGAUUCCAAGAGAAGCAGUAGCUUCAACUUUUCUGCUGCAUCUUCUCACUCCAUGGAAAGACAUCAAGACUUGCAAAGAGGAAUAUCACUAUUAAAGACGAGUGUUACCUCCAUUACUACCUACUAUUAUAAUUCAUUGGGCUUGGAUGUGCCAUCCAAUCUUUCCACUUUCGAUGCAUUUGCAAAGUUGCUCCAUAUGUUAUCGUCAUCAAAGGCCCUUCGAGCUGCUCUUGAAUUGAACAUUGCUUCUAGAUCAGAGAAGCAAGCACAGCAGUUGAACAGAUCAAUUUGGAAGGCGAGCUCGGCCAUCUCAUCCGAGAGCAGUAUUAUGGACAGCAUGCACACAGCUAUCAUGCCGAGCUCCCUGAACAACCUCCUCCUGAACUCCAACGAGAGCUUCUUGUACACCGGUAAGCCAGCAAAGCACCGUGGCGUGCCCGACAGCAUCUUCGAUGGCUGGGAUUUGGUGGAGCGGGAGGUUUUACCGCCACCACCCUCGCAAGCUGAAGACGUUGCGCAGUGGGAAAGAGCCAUGUCUGCUGGCGCCAAAAGGAAAUGAAGCUUGUUUAUGCAUCUCUGAAGACCAAGCUGAUAGAACACUGCAAGAGCUUCAGUUAGAUAUCUACCUGAUCAUGAGUUGUUGGUUUAUGUACAGAACUGACCUCAACCUGUGGCUGAGUUAUGCAUAUUACAGUCUUCACAGACUGCAGACAAGAACGUAGUAGGGUAGGGUUGAUCAGCUCUCAUCUGUACAUCACAUGUAAAUUUGUAAAUAUAACUUUUAUAGCGUUUACAGAAGGAAAUAAAAUGCUUCGAAUGCUCCUA
Phragmites australis (common reed) is the source of this 1868-nucleotide messenger RNA. RefSeq lists its product as uncharacterized. Lineage: Eukaryota; Viridiplantae; Streptophyta; Magnoliopsida; Poales; Poaceae. The transcript is spliced from 12 exons. Gene Ontology annotation, molecular function: SNARE binding. Gene Ontology annotation, cellular component: endosome; lytic vacuole. Bases 169 to 1602 code for a protein of 477 amino acids. Gene Ontology annotation, biological process: SNARE complex assembly. The record is from RefSeq and is a predicted model, not a curated record.